Molecule: messenger RNA, 1175 nt
Organism: Alexandromys fortis (reed vole)
Lineage: Eukaryota; Metazoa; Chordata; Mammalia; Rodentia; Cricetidae
Gene: Manbal
Product: mannosidase beta like
Exons: 3
Coding region: 216-473 (85 amino acids)
Cellular component (GO): membrane
Source: RefSeq, a predicted model, not a curated record
CCUUCAGUGUGAAUUUAGGGAACAAGAAGAGGAGGAGGAGGGCGGGGAAGUCGUAGUCCCCGUAAAUCCAGCAGAGCGGAACCUGCUGGUGCUUCGGUUGCACCGCUCCCGGGUCACAAGGAAACACUUCCGGUGCAGCGGAGCUGUGGUACUGGAGAAUUUGGUUCUGGAGAAGUGUGACUCUCAAGAGGCCCCUGGCAGUGGUGACUUGGGUCAUGGCCUCUGACCUGGACUUCUCACCUCCUGAGGUGCCCGAGCCCACCUUUCUGGAGAACCUACUGCGGUAUGGGCUCUUCCUGGGAGCCAUCUUCCAGCUUAUCUGUGUCUUGGCCAUCAUCGUACCCAUUCCCAAGUCCCACGACACGGAGGCGGAGCAGUCCGAGGCCAGAGGUGCAGAGGUACUGAAGAAGCCCAAGGCUGCUGUUCCUUCCGCCAACAAGAGGCCAAAGAAGGAGACGAAGAAGAAGCGGUAGAAGUAGAGAGGAGCCCAUGGCCUUGGCCGUGGGGGCAGCCCUCCUGGGAGCCAGCAUCCUGUUUCCUCUCCUGGACUGUCUCUGUCCUUGGCUCAGGGUCUGAGGAAACUGAAGCUCCCUCUGAACAGUUCCCAGGCUCCAGCUGUGCGGACCACCACUUCCUCUUCCUUCACUCUGUGGUGCACAGAGACUCCAAGAGCAGACACUGCCCUGGAGAGUCCUGAAGCCAGGUUGGGCUCACAGAGCCAAACAUUCACAUUAAUCCUCGGGUCCAGUGGUCUUCAGAGCAGGGCCAUCACAUUGCAGUGUGGAGCUGUUGUCUAAGGCUACAAGCAUACCCUCUCCCAAUACUUGGGUCCCUUUUUUUUUUGGUCACUUUUGUGUGCACAGAACUUCACAUGUGUUCAGCCCACUGAGUGUGGCGGCCAGGUCCUGAAGAUGUUGGGGAUAGAAGGACAGCAGAAGGCCUAGGCCCAGUGAUGCCUACAUGGGCAGGUAUUUGCUGAAUGAGGCCAUGCUUCCUGGGUACACACUUUGUAAGCCUUUGACAUGGGCUUGUCACUGUCAGAACAACCUCUUUUCAUCCAUCCCAACAUUCCAAGUGCCUUUGACUCUGAUCUGUCUUCCCUGCAUCUUUCAUUCCCUGGCCAGUAAAGAACAACUCUAUGAAGUCAAAUCCAAUAAACCGUCACGCAUGCCGAG